Molecule: messenger RNA, 7480 nt
Organism: Alosa sapidissima (American shad)
Lineage: Eukaryota; Metazoa; Chordata; Actinopteri; Clupeiformes; Clupeidae
Product: protein AF-17-like
Exons: 21
Coding region: 287-3799 (1170 amino acids)
Biological process (GO): regulation of transcription by RNA polymerase II
Cellular component (GO): nucleus
Molecular function (GO): nucleosome binding; histone binding
Source: RefSeq, a predicted model, not a curated record
UGUUACUUGGUGUCAGCUACAGCCAGUAUUUUGGUCUUGGUGAACGUGACCGACUCUGUAGUCCUGAGCAUGCGCACUGUAUCGCAUCUCCUGUGUGGGGACGAAAGAGGACAUCACGGAAAAAAGUCGCCUUCGGCAACCCCACGCAGUGAUCUGAACCCUUCUAGCUCCUAUAUAACUGCUACACUGCUGCGAUGCCAGGACUACUAAUACAUUCAAGAAUAACCAGACUUCCCAGCAAGGAUUAGUGGUUGAAGACACGUGUAUUAUACCGUAUGGAAGCAGUAUGCGGGAAAUGGUUGGAGGUUGCUGUGUGUGUUCCGAUGAGCGCGGCUGGGCUGAGAAUCCGCUGGUAUAUUGUGAUGGACACGGGUGCAGCGUUGCCGUGCACCAGGCCUGCUACGGCAUCGUCCAGGUGCCCACCGGCCCGUGGUUCUGCCGCAAGUGUGAAUCCCAGGAGCGGGCAGCGCGAGUGAGAUGUGAGCUGUGUCCACAUAAAGAUGGAGCCCUUAAAAGGACAGACAGUGGAGGCUGGGCCCAUGUGGUGUGUGCUUUGUACAUCCCUGAGGUGCAGUUUGCCAACGUUCUGACCAUGGAGCCCAUUGUCCUGCAAUUUGUGCCCCACGAGAGAUACAUCAAGACGUGUUAUAUCUGUGAGGACCACGGUCGAGAGAGCAAGGCUGCCUGUGGUGCCUGCAUGACCUGCAACCGGCCUGGCUGUAGGCAAGCCUUCCAUGUCACCUGUGCUCAGAUGGCAGGUCUGCUGUGUGAAGAGGAGGGGCCAGAGGCCGACAACGUCAAGUACUGCGGUUACUGCAAACACCAUUACAGCAAGAUGCAAAAGAAGCUGCGGUCUUCGGGGGAGACGGUGAGCAGCUCUUUCAACCACUCCAGAGGACGGUCCAGCUCACCUUCCCAGGACAAACACAGCUCGCACCACCACAGGCCCCGCAAGAGUCACAAAGACAAAUCGAAGCAGAAGGAGCGACACAGGAAGUCGUCUGACUCGGGCGGCAUUCCCAGCUUGGGGCCCUCCCUCUCCACCAGCCUGGACAAGUUGUCUUCCAGCCACCACAGCGGCGGCGGCAGCAAGGAGGGCGACAGCAAGCCCAAGAAGCUGAGCUCCCACAGCGGCAGUGGCCUGCCCCAUCGCUGCAGCAAGAAGAGCAGCGGCCCCGGCAAGAGCUGCUCCUCCUCCUCCUGCUCCUCCAGCCCCUUCAACGCAGGGGGCACGUCAUCGUUGUCGUCCACUCAGGACUUCCUGCAGCUGUCCUCCUCAUCCUGCCGUCUGGAGCGGGAGCGGGAGCCCGAGGAGCCGGCGGCCGAGCCGCGGGAAGAACGCAAGCGCCGGAGCCUCCCGCGGGAGGAAGAGGAGGAGGAAGAGGAGGAAGAGGAAGAGGAGGAGGAGAAAGAGGAAGAGGAGGAAGAAGAACAGGAUGGGGCAAGGGAGAGGGAGAGCAAGUACCUCAAGCCCCCAGCGUUGCAGCCGCCGGCCCUCACGCCCGUCAAUGGGCCGCCCGAGGCCGAGGCCAACACCUUCGAGAACAAGGUCACCAUCUCCACCUACGGCUCCAUCAUGCGCAUCACUUCCUCCUCUGGACUGGGCAGCGGCAGCAAGGUGCGUAAGCUGAGCUCCAAGACCAGCAGCGGCCGCCCACUGCAGUCCACGCCGCCCGUUCUGGAGGAGUCCGUCCCGCCCGAGCGUCCGUCCUCCUCGCCGUCGAUGCCCCGCAGCGAGCGCCGUCACCGCGGCAACAAGAAGAGCCGCCACGGGCCGGGCCGGCCGCGCGGCAGCAAGAACCGCGAGCGUGAGAAACGCGGCGAGGACGAGACGCAGACGCACCAACCUCCGCAUCAACCUCCGCAUCAACCUCCGCAGCAGCAGCAGCACCGUCACCACCACCACCACCACCACCAUCAGCCUGGGCUCCACAGCCAGACACAGCACCAGGCCCAGACUCAGCAUCAGGGCCAGGGCCAGCAUCAGGCCCACCAGGCCCAGCAUCAGGCCCACCAGGCCCAGCAUCAGGUCCAUCAGACCCAGCAUCAGGUCCAUCAGGCCCAGACACCGGCGCUGCAGGGGGGAGCCCUGGCCUUCUCCUCCGCCCCCUACCCCAGCCUGCCCCCAGCAGCUUUCCACGCCACCGCCACCACCAACUCUCUGCUCAGCUCCGGAAUCUACAGCAGUCAUAAGGAUCCCCUGUCUCUGGGUGGGGGUGUGUGCAGCACUCCUCUCUCCACCGGCCUGCUUCCCUCCCACAUCCCCAGCCUCCCUCUCACCCCUGCUAACUCCACCGCCAACACACAGAUGCAUGCGGGCGCUGGCGUUCCCUAUAGCCUCAGUGCCUCUCAGCCUUUCAGCAGCUUCCUGUCCACGGCGCCUACACUUCCUCCACUCCUGAGCCAGGCCCAGAGUACACUGCCAGAGUCGGACCUGGAGGACUGUCGCUUUCCCUGCCAGGACAGCUCACCGCGCGAGAGCCUCUCCUCACACUCUCCCAUGAGUAGUCUGCCGCUGCUGUUUGACCAGAGGGAGGGGGUGGACCAGCAGCGGCCGGAGCCGGCCAGCUCCCACAUCGAGCUGCUGCUGGAGAAGCACGGCAACGGGGAGAUGGGCGUCAACAUCGUGGAGAUGCUCCAGUCCCUGCACUCGCUGCAGCAGGAGAACCAGCGGCUGCAGGACCAGAUCCUGAGCCUGACGGCCAAGAAGGAGCGUCUGCAGCUGCUCAACGUGGAGCUGGCCGUCCCCUUCAUCCCACCGGGCUUCCCGCUGCCCUCCGCCCACCAGCUGGCCCCGUGCCACGGCCACGGCCAGAGCCACCUGUCCACCCUGCAGGCCGUCGCCGCCGCUGCUGCCGCCAACCCCGCCGUGUCCGGUCAGGCCGGGGUGACGUUGUCGUUGUCGUCGUCGUCGUCGGUGGCGGUGGCGGGGAGCGGGCCGGUCCCCGCGGGCUUCCUCUCCUGCGCUCACGACCCCCUGAGCUCCAGUAAGAGUCCCCUCACCAAGAGCAGUUUCCUCAGCGACAACUCCUUCAUCGCCUCCUCUGAGGACCUCCACUCAGGCAGCCCCUCUCGCAGUAGCUCCUCCUUCUCCUUCCAGAGCACCCCUCCCCCUCAGCAAAGCCCCGCCUCCUUCAGCCAGCCCCUGCUGAACGGACUGGGCCGGGCUGGCCUGACCGAGAGCCUGUCCAUGGGGCUCGGCGGCGGCGUGAGCAGUCUGAUGGACGGCCUGGCCGGAGGCCCCCAGCUGGCGGCGGCAGGGGUGAACGGGGUGCUGGGAGGCCUGAACGGCGUGCUGGGCGGCUCGCCGGCCCAGGCCCAGAUGCAGGUGCAGAGCGCCCCCCAGAGCCACCUCCCGGCGCUGCAGCCGCAGCCUCCGCCCCUCACCCAGCAGGCACUGGCCCAGGGCCUGCAGCUGCCCAAGAGCCUCAGCCCGUCUUCCCUCCUCUCUGAACACCAGAAACAGCUUCUGCUUCAGAAACAGCAGCAGCAGCUCCAAGAGUUCCUCGUCUUGAAACAUUUCACUCCGGAGCAGCAGGUAGUGGUGUACCAGAUGCUGCAGCAGCAGCAGCAGCGGCAGCGCGAGCUCCAGCGCCUCUCUCUGGGGGGCGGCCUGCCCUCCUCCGGCGUCCCCUCCACCGCAGCCCUCAUGAACUCGUCGCCCAGCCUGCUGUCCCAGGCCGGAGCCUCCCCCCUGCAGGCUGGCCAGGGGAACAGCACCACGCUCUUUGGUCUCCAGGAGAACUCCCUCCACAAGCCCGGCUCGGUCGGAGACAAGGGAGGGGACAAGAACGGAUGACAUCACUUCCUGAGCUGAGCUGACGACCGUCCACCAAAUGGGAAAACCGUCCCGCCCGAUCUUGCCUCACUUCCUUCCGCCCGGAAUCCUCAGCUCCUUCCUCCUCUCCUCUCUCGUUCUUCUCCCAUCUUCUUCCUCUUCCUCAGUGAAUGUAUUAUGGCACUGGCUUCAGGUGUCCGAUCUGAAAAGAAAAAAAACAGGCAGUGGUAGUUUGUUCUGUUGUUUUCCUUAUUAUCUGAAUUUUGUUUUAUUUGGCAACCACACAUAGGCAGCUUUGUUUAUCAGGAGAACAGUGAUGGUCUGAUCUAUAUCUCAGUUUGCACUAAUUUGUUUAUUUGUCAGUUUUGUCCAUUACGAUUAUUAUUGUUAUUACUGUUGUUGUUGUUGUUAUUAUUACUAUUAUUAUAUUUUUUGAACUAGAGACUCUGGUCAUUGAUACUGGUGGUGUUCCAGCUCAGCUUGUAGUGGACUGACGUUUUCCGAGACCCCAGAGCACUGACCCUGUCUUCCAGCCGCACCAAAGCCCCCCCAGUGAGAGAAGCCGGGACUCAAUAGCGCUUGGCUGUUCGUGUUAACCGUGGUCGUUGGUUGUAGUAGCAACGCUGUGCUUGAGAAUGACAAGGAGGAUGAUAAUGAUGAUGAUGGUGGUGGUGGUGGUGGUUAUGACUCGUACGCCACUUCCUUGCCCAGUCCAGUCCAGACGAGACAGUCCUCCUACCCUAGGAUCCUCAUCUCUCUUGACUUCUCCUCCCCCCAUGGUCUACACUGGCACUUGCUUCGUCCCUUGCUGGUCAGAAUGUUUAAGACUGGUGAGAGAAAGUCUGGCAAUUUCCAUCUUACAAUGUGUAAUGGAUUUGUGAAUUUUUUUUUAAAUGUGUACUUUCUUUCAUCCAAACUCACUUGAUCAUACAUGUUAGAGGGCCCCUCACAUGCUCAAUGCAGGUGUUAACAAAAAGACCAGGCUCUCCUCAAUACCCUAAAUAAUGCAUGCCAUGCUCCAUAGAUAAGCUCUCAGUAGAAAUCUCAGUUGGUGAUUCGGUUUCGCAAAAUAUUAUUGACAAUUGUGCUAAAUAGCCAAAUGACACCCCUCCCUUCCAUGGUCCUGAAGCACCUUGCUGAUUGGCUGAGAUUGUUUAAGGUUUGGUGACUGCAAACACUGAACAGACAUCUAGCAAUUAGCUACAUUUGAUUAAAUGUCUAAAAAACGAUAGAAUUGAGAACUGCACCUUUAAUGGUUAUUUUAAAAACCAACCCAACCUUUUGAGAUUAAAGCGAACAAACGGUUUUGACUUUAAAGCCUGUGUAAAUAAAAUAAAAUUUCUGAGCAAAGUCUCACUAAAGAUUGCCCUAUGUACAGCAGUGUAUAUUGUGCUAAUAUUCAGCUUUUAGCCAAUAAGAAGUACCUUAUCCAAUAAUGCAUGGUACUAAUUAGGAAACUAUAGGGAUUAGGUAGUGAUUUAUAAUGGAUGUUUUGCACACACGAGGUGUUACAGUAAAUGUUUUUUUUACCUUUUACUGCUAUGAUUACUCUGUGGUCAUUUCAUUAGGAUGUUUUAUAUUGACUGAAAGACAAUAGUUGUAUUUGAGCAGCUUAAUUGAUGCCUUAAUGUUUGUGAUAAAUUCACGGAAAAGUCCAAAGUAAUUCAGUAAUUUUGUUUGUUUGUUUAUUUUUGCUCUUUUGUGUAUAGGGUACAGAGACAGCAGAGUAGGCUGUAGAACGAAGAGGUUUGAGCUUGUUCUAUUGAGUUUGAGACACAUAUAGUAGAGGAAGAGAGAAGAACAAUAUUCUUAUUAUUGUACUUGCAUUUGUAACCAAAGUCUUGCAAGUACUUUUGAUGGGACACUUUCCAUUGUUUAUAUAUAUAUAUAUAUUUGCAGCAAGCUCCCAGAAAAAGAGACACUUUGAACACUUUUCAUUUGAAUGUUACUUGGUUUGAUGCUUUUGAUGCCUUGUUUUAUUCAUCCUCAACACAUUGUAUGUUUGCCAUGAAAACAUUAACAGUCUAUCAGAUACUAGUGUCACAGAAACACACACACACACACACACACACACACUUAUGUGUGAUACACACAAACAUGAGUAAAGGCACACUCACAUAGGACAGUGUGAAUCUAAUGUCUACUGCUAUCUUGCUCCCAUUCACACUUAGUGCUUGUCAGAACGGCGCUUAUUGAAAUUAAAAUUGAUGAUUGAAAUAGUCUUUCACUCUCUGUGAGACACAGCAGCCAUAUAUCACGCCACUAGCUACUUUGUCUGACUGCCUCACUAAUCAAUCCAUCUGAUUUCCUUGAUAAUUAUUGUUUUAGCACAUCCUGGAGGCCAUUUCAAUUUUGUUUUUGCUAUCUUUUUUUUACUGGACACAAAGUAUUGGUGUCAGUACUCAUUCAAGUAGGACGAUGUAUGUGCAAUUAUUUUCCCACCAUCCAUUAUAAUAUGGUGUUGUGGUGGUUGACAGUGCUAUACCCCUUCUUAUGUGUGAUAUCUUCAUGUACAGUUGGUCUCUCUCAGUCAGGCCAUUGUUUUUGAAGCAGAGGAUUUUAAGAAAUUGAAUCCAGACGUUGCCUGUGGUUGCACUAAAAGGAUGUUAAUGAGCCGCUUUUUUGUUUUUUUUUUUGCCCUGAAAGAGAACAGAUAGUCGAUAUGACCGUCGGUUGGUUGUUCCUGGAGCCAUGAAGUGUUCUCUGUGAAGUAAUGCGUACUUGUGAUUCAUCCCGCCCUUGUGCUGAUAAACCAAGAGUAUCUCACAUUCUCUCUUUCUCUCUGUUGCCUUAAAACCUAGCCUGGACAGAGUUAUAGACCUACAUGUAAUAGUUAUCCAGGCCAGUGUGCAGUCCCUGACAAAUGCAGAAAUCCAACAUAUUACCUGUUUCUUUCUUUGUUUGUUUGUUUACUCAGAGUUGUUUCAACUUCUCACUAAGCUCAUUGGAUGACAGUUGGAGACUGUAUGGUUUUUAUUUGGAGAUGCUUAAAUGUUAGUUAACUAAGUCCUAUGUACCUUCCUUCCAUAGUUAACUGUUUUUUGUUGUUGUUGUUAGUGAUGAUAUUAAGUUCAAGGCAAAGCAUGUUGGGAAACUGUUUCAUGGCUUCUGAAAUGUUCUGAUAAGUACCCAAGAUUAAAGAGAAUGAAGUGAUACUGGGGGUAAGUGGUGCAAGAGCAUCCCUCAUAUGUUGCACUGGGGCUUCAUGGCCCAAAGGAUUUUUUUUGUUUUGUUAUCUGUUUGUUUCUUUGUUACAGAUUGUAAACUGAAAUACACUUUGUAAGCUUUUAGGUUUGGUAACUAAGAUAAUACAUGUAAUGCUGUUUUAUGUACCCCUUUGUAUUACGCAUAUUUAAAUAGCUGUGUAAAUUAAGUUCGAAAGAAACAAAACCAUGUUAACUCAUGAUGAGCAUUAAAUGCUGAUAACCUCUGAUUGAAAUGUCAUGAUUAGACUAUGCAUAUUUUACACAUGCAUUGAUUUCAUUUAAAGAAGACUGCAAAAGGUUAAAUGGAGCAAAAAAGGCACUUCAUCAAGAUUUAGAAUCUGUAACGUCACUUUUCUUUCUUAAAGAAAAUUAUUGAAGAUGAAUUUGCCAAUAUUUAGAUUUUAAGGAUUCCUGUAAAGUAUUUUGAUAUUUUUUAUGUACAAUGAAAACCAUUUAGAUGACUGAAAUUUUACUGUCAAUAAAUGUAUUUUACUGA